AUGGAAUUGACCUGUGUGUGUCUGGUGCCCUCUGCAGGAGAGCAGUGCCCUGUUCUGCUGCCUGGACUGCUCCUGGUGUCAAAACCCUGUGGCCACCGUGUCGACACCCUCUGCUUCCUGACCCAGAACUAUCGCCAUGCCUACAACCUCAUCCAGAAGUUGUAUCCUUUCUGCUUGUCUUUGAUAUACAUUUUGCAUAUCAGCAUUGUUGCACCUCAUAGUGUAUGUCUAUUGGUGUGUAUGUUCUACUAUAUUUCCUUGAUGUUAGCCAUGUAGUGGUGACUUGGAGGUGACUGUGGACUUCCUCAUGGAUGUGGACAAGCUGGUUUAGUUGAUCGAGAGCCCCAUCUUUACCUGUGAGUCUCACAGCACCAAUAUUAGACCUGAACACACACACACUGAACCGCAUCACACAGCACUACACACACACACACCUGUCUCUCACCUUUCUGUGUUUGUCUAGAUUUGCGUCUUCAGCUGCUGGAUGUGGAGAACAACCCGUACCUGAUCAAGGCCCUGUACGGCAUGCUGAUGCUGCUGCCCCAGAGCCUUCCAGCUUCUCUCCCACCGCCUGUGCUGUGUGCCUAACCCAGAGCUCAUGAGGACAGUGUGAGUAGUAAUAAUGAUUGUGUUCAUGUGGUAUGCCCACAGUGUGCAGCAUUCCAUUCCCAUGGUCACUGCCACUACAAUAUUCUGCCCAAUAUUGUUUUUUAUUUUAUUCCCAUGCAAAUGUAUUAGUACAAUUUCUUACAUCUGAUUGUUUUUGGUUUCAGGGAUGAGUCUAAGCCUGUUAGCAUCAAGCGUCCGGCAUACGCCCACAUGGACUACAAUGACCUGUUGUAG
This is a messenger RNA of Coregonus sp. 'balchen', 843 nucleotides long. Lineage: Eukaryota; Metazoa; Chordata; Actinopteri; Salmoniformes; Salmonidae. The record is from the annotation of a GenBank genome assembly.